GGAGCGGCUGGGGCUGCGGCGCCGCUGCUGACACGGAUCGGCCGCGGCCGCCACCGGGCGGAGGCUGCGCGGCGCAGACCCAGACGGGCGGCCCCGGAGGGCGCGCGGCGAUGGCGGCGGCGGGCGGGCGGCGGGCGCGGCGGGCGAGGGGUCCGGGCUGAGCUGCGGGCCGGCCCGGAUGGCGGGCGGCGCGGGCUGGUCGGGCGCCCCCGCGGCUCUGCUGCGCUCCGUGCGCCGCCUGCGCGAGGUGUUCGAGGUGUGCGGCCGCGACCCCGACGGCUUCCUGCGCGUGGAGCGCGUCGCGGCGCUCGGACUGCGCUUCGGCCAGGGCGAGGAGGUGGAAAAACUUGUGAAAUAUUUGGAUCCCAACGACCUGGGGAGAAUCAACUUCAAGGACUUUUGCCGGGGGGUGUUCGCCAUGAAAGGGUGCGAGGAGCUGCUGAAGGAUGUGCUGUCGGUGGAGAGCGCGGGGACGCUGCCGUGCACGCCAGAGAUCCCAGACUGCGUGGAGCAGGGCAGCGAGGUCACAGGCCCCACCUUUGCUGAUGGCGAGCUCAUCCCCAGGGAACCCGGCUUUUUUCCCGAGGACGAGGAGGAGGCUAUGACGCUGGCGCCACCUGAGGGCCCCCAGGAGUUGUACACAGACAGCCCCAUGGAGAGCACUCAGAGCCUGGAGGGGUCUGUCGGGAGUCCUGCCGAGAAGGACGGGGGACUUGGGGGCCUGUUUCUGCCAGAAGACAAGUCCCUGGUCCACACUCCAUCCAUGACGACCUCAGACCUUUCUACACACUCCACCACCUCGCUCGUCAGCAAUGAGGAGCAGUUUGAAGACUAUGGGGAGGGUGACGAUGUGGACUGUGCCCCCAGCAGCCCUUGCCCCGAUGAUGAGACCAGGACCAACGUCUACUCGGACCUGGGUUCUUCGGUGUCUUCCAGUGCGGGGCAGACGCCUAGGAAAAUGCGGCACGUGUACAACAGCGAAUUGCUAGAUGUUUACUGCUCUCAAUGCUGCAAGAAAAUCAACCUGCUCAAUGAUUUGGAAGCCCGACUGAAAAACCUGAAGGCCAACAGCCCCAACCGAAAGAUCUCCAGCACGGCCUUUGGACGGCAGCUCAUGCACAGCAGCAACUUCAGCAGCAGCAAUGGCAGCACCGAAGACCUGUUCCGGGACAGCAUUGACUCUUGCGACAAUGACAUCACAGAGAAGGUAAGCUUCCUGGAAAAGAAGGUGACAGAGCUGGAGAAUGACAGCCUGACCAAUGGGGACCUGAAGAGCAAGCUGAAGCAAGAGAACACACAGCUGGUGCACAGGGUGCAUGAGCUGGAGGAGAUGGUGAAGGAUCAGGAGACCACGGCCGAGCAGGCGCUGGAGGAGGAGGCGCGGCGCCACCGCGAGGCCUAUGGCAAGCUGGAGAGGGAGAAGGCUACCGAGGUGGAGCUGCUCAAUGCCAGGGUGCAGCAGUUGGAGGAAGAAAAUACAGAGCUUAGAACAACAGUGACUCGGCUCAAGUCUCAAACAGAGAAACUGGAUGAGGAGCGGCAGCGCAUGUCUGACCGUCUGGAGGACACCAGCCUGCGGCUCAAAGAUGAGAUGGACCUGUACAAGCGCAUGAUGGACAAGCUGCGACAGAACCGCCUUGAGUUCCAGAAGGAGCGGGAGGCGACGCAGGAGCUCAUCGAGGACUUGCGGAAGGAGCUGGAGCACCUGCAGAUGUACAAGCUGGACUGCGAGCGGCCAGGCAGGGGCCGCAGUGCCUCCUCUGGCCUAGGCGAGUUCAAUGCCAGGGCCCGCGAGGUGGAGCUCGAGCACGAGGUCAAGCGGCUCAAGCAAGAGAAUUAUAAGCUGCGGGAUCAGAACGACGACUUGAAUGGGCAGAUUUUGAGCCUCAGCCUCUACGAAGCAAAAAACCUCUUUGCUGCCCAGACUAAAGCCCAGUCUCUGGCUGCGGAGAUAGACACCGCCUCGCGCGAUGAGCUAAUGGAAGCCCUGAAGGAGCAGGAGGAGAUCAACUUCCGGCUGAGGCAGUACAUGGACAAGAUUAUCCUCGCCAUCCUGGACCACAAUCCCUCCAUCCUCGAGAUCAAACACUAAGGCACAGGGCUGGCUGCAGAGCAGCCUUAGGACCCUGGGACCGAGGGCAGACCCUGCCCAAGGAUGCAGGCCUAAGCCGGGCCUCACACUCACACUGUAAAUGUCUCUCUGGCCACCAUGCGUUACGUGUACCCGUGUAUAUGUGGGGAGGCUGUGCACACGAGCGAGGGGUGAGUGGCCGUGGCUGUGGGCAGCAUCCACACGGUUAGCCGUGCAUGCACUUUGUGGCCCCUUUGCAAGGGGCAGAGGGUACUGGAAGUGGGAGGAGGCAAGGUCUGCUAUCAGGAGUUACUGUAAAAACAAGAACUGGAAGCUCGUGUUUCCGGUACUGGGUAAAAUGAUUCUACCUCUGGGGAUAAGGAUUCACAUUCGCUCUAGUAUGAUGGGCUCUUUCACCCCACUCCUAGUCCCCUUGGGAGUGGGAGCAAAAUUGUGAUCUUUCCUAGGAGUUUGAAUGCCCCAUAUUUGUGUCCUCGCCAGCUCUUUGGCCACCUUUCAAGCCCCAGUGUUCAAGCUCAGAGAGGAUGAAGGGGCAUCUGGAGGGUCCACGAGAUGGGGCCCUCACCAAAUGCCUUGGCCACCGGCCAGCAGCCCUCUGUGAUGUGUGUGCAGAGUGAACAGAGGACUCAGGUUUCAUAGCAGCUAGUGCGGGGCAUCCUCAUCCUGUACCUAUAGAGUUCGUGCACUCCCCCAUCCAUGCUACCUACCUCCCCGUUUCUGUUUCGGUUUUAAGACAAUGAAGCAGCAUUCACUGCUUCAUUGUAACAUGAAGGGAUAAAAAUGAAGGAGAAGGGGGGUUUGGGAUGGGUGUCUAAGGCAGGAGUUGACAUCGGGCAACCAAAGAAAUGAGUUUUGGGGAGGAACACAACUCCCAUCCCAGUCAGUUUCCUUCCCAUGGCUGCAUCUUAAGAUGGAUGCACGGAGAGACCGUCUGCCUGGCUCCCUGUCUUCAUUCUCCACGCAGCCUGGUGAUGGCAGGCCUGGGUUUGGAUUUCAGAAUCCUAGCUCCGGGCUCCACUCGUGUGGCAGCAAGACUGCUUCGUUCCAGCGUUUAGAAACACCUGUAUUUGGUUCUCAGCCAGGGGAGCACUCACUGCACUGGUGGGAGGCGGUUGGGAAAGUUGCAGGAAAACCUUAGUCUUCCAUCCUUCUGACCCAUGGUGGAAAUUCACACCAUGGAUUUUUAAUGGAUCUUUUGUUCUAGGCAGCUGGGAAUAGACAUGGUACUUACCUUAGAGUUUUCCAAUUUAUCUCAAUUUUAUAUGGCUUGUGAUUCAUUUUCUUAAUCCAAAUAUAUAUAAACCUGUGUGGUCUUAUUUUUCCCCCUGCAGUUUCUUGUUUUCUUCAGCACAUCUUAUAGUAUGAGGAGGAAGGUUUGGGCAUGUUGGGAAGGGCGGUGGAGGGGGAGUUGCAGAAAGAGAGGGCAGUGAGGGUGAGGAGAGGGGAUCUGGGGACUUGGGUGUGACACCUGCUUGACAAAGGCAGGGCUGUGGCCAGGACCAACCUUCAAUUCCAUUCCAAUCAGCCUUUGCAUUUGUUGGAUCUCGUGGCUUCUUUUUAAUCUUUUGUUGGGGAUUAGUUUCAUGCUGCACAUAAUGGGGUUGCACUGGUCUGACCCAGGACUUUGGAGCCACCCACACUGGGAAGACUAGGCUAGGCAGUCGGUCUUCUAGGAGUUUCUCAGCCCCUUAGGACGCGGGUCUCCUUGGGCUCCCCCAAGGGUUCUGCGAAGAGGCAGUGGAAGAAGGCAUGAGGAGAGGGUCUCUUGAGAAUUUACCAAUAGGAAGGAGUGGCCACGGCUGAAAGGAACAAGACAGAUCCUGACAUAGCUUUGGCCUGGGUGUUAGGUCAGAAGGAGUACUGGUGCAUGGGGGCCUUACCCCAGGGUUGAGUAUUUUAUAUGUAAAAUGUUAUCUGCCCUUUGGCUGCAUUGGAAUUUCAGAGAAGGCUGCAGAGGCCUGGGUUACACAGCCUGAGUCACAACGUGGGAAGGAAUCUCUGCCACGGGAAAGGUGGGCGGAAGCAGCUGGCAGCCUGGGGCGUGCUUCAGGCUCCUCCCUCUAAGGGGCGCCGUGGGAACAGGCUCCGGAGGCAGCCGGCGUCUGAAAGGCCCCCGGGACCUGGUGCAGCGCCAGAGGGGCCUCUGGAGCAGGCCUGGCUUUUAAAUGGGGGGCUGAAUUCCAGCUCACACACACCUCAAGUCCAACCUUACUUUCUUCAGCCAGAAUACAUUUCUUGUAAAACCUGGCUUGUUGCUUGGCUUUUAAAGAUGGUGUAUGUUUGUAAAAAUAUUCUUCUGGGCUCAAAAGCUAGCUUGAGGGGGCAGAUGCCCCAGGGGUCCCAGCUCCACAGCCCCUGGCAGAUCCCAGACCCCUUGGUGGCAGGUCCCAGAGCCUAGGUGGUAGGAGCUUGAUCUUUGUUUCUGCCCUUUACCCCUCAGUAGUGGGGCUGCAAGGUAGUAGACAGGAUGCCCAGUUAAGUUUGAAUUUCAGAUAGACAAAUAAUUUUAGAAUAAAUAUGUUCUAUCUAAUACUUGGGACAGAUGUUAUUUUUAGAGGUAGGAUCUUGCUCUGUUGCCCAGGCUGGAGUGUAGUGGUAUGAUCAUAGCUCACCAUAACCUUGAACUCCCAGGCUCAAGCGAUCCUCCCGCCUUAACUGCCUGAGUAGCUGGGACUACAGGCAUGCACCACCACGCCCAGCUAAUUUUUCUUAUUUUUUGUAGAGACAGGGUCUCACUGUGUUGCCUCACUCGAGCUGCUGACCUCAAGUGAUCCUCCCACCUCAGCCUGCCAAAGCACUGGGAUUACAGGCAUGAGCCACCAUGCCUGGCCAGGACAUAUUUGAAAUGGGGAGAUUUAAAAAAUUCUGAUGAUUAGACUGAAUCCUCAGACGUUCUGGUUUGAUUGUUGUGGGUGUAGCCCAGGCAUGGGAUUUUUUAAAGAGCUGCUCAGGUAAUUCCAAUUUAAUUGCGUGUCCUACUUGGGUUUUUUGUUUGUUUGUUUUUAUUGUUUUUGCUAAACCUGGCAACCCUACCGAGUAGGGGUUAGCAGUAACUUAUCUGAAAUUUAGAGGUGUUUUGGGGUUGGGGCGAGGGUUUCUGUAGUAGACUCAGAUUUUACAUGGCCCUGAGCUGCCCUUGCGUUCAGUUGGAAGCCACGCAAAAUGAACUGAACCAGGAGUGAGCUUUGUGUACAUUAUCUAUUAGAAAAUGAAGUACCUUCUGGUUCAGCUAGUUCCUGUGCAGUGAGAGGCUUUAAGAAAGUUCUAGUAAAAAUGUUUUUUUCUUUUAACUUUGAAUUGGCCAGAGUUAAUUCUAGGUUAUUUUAUUUUAAAUUGGUAGAAUUCUUUGCGAACUGUCACAGAGAAAUUCCUUUUCAUGACUUUAUUUCUGACCUAUUAAAACAUGAACAGGCCAGGCAUGGUGGCUCACGCCUGUAAUCCUAGCACUUGGGAGGCAGUGGCAGGCGGAUCACUUGAGCUCAGGAGUCCUAAACCAGCCUGGGCAACAUAGUGAUACCUUGUCUCUACCAAAAGUUAAAAAAAAAAAAAAAAGCUCAAGAACCUGCACGAGGGCCUAAAACAGUGGGCUCAGCUUUGGCUGUGCAUUGGAAUCACCUGGGGAGAUUUGUAAGCUUCUGCUGUUUGGGCUGAACCCCCAGAGGUUCGGAUUGAAUUGGUGUGGGGUGUGGUCCAGGCAUCGAGAUGUGUAAAGACCUCCCCAGGUGAUGAUAUGCAGUCCGAGGUUGAGACUGCCCUGUCCUGCAAGGUCGUUGGCCAGAGGUAGAGGAAACUGGUCAAAGUGGCUGUUGGGCUUGUCAAGCCCGUGGCUGAAUGACAGUGAGCUCUCUUGCUGGGAGGGUUCCUUUUCCUGUUGUUGAAUGGUCCUGGCCUGCAGGAUGGGAGGCCAGAUGCCUUCAGGAGCUGGUGGAUCCAGCUGUUCUCACCAGCCUGGAGGUUAGCAGACCAGAGUGGGUGGGCAGGACCUUGGCCUGGUGCCCCUGGAAUCAGUGGGUGGCAUGUGUUGGGAUAUACUGGCUACAGGCUCAUCUCAAAGAGCAGGUAGAACAGAGUCGGCAGGGAACUGACAGGUGGGGCUGUCCCCCUGAAAGCAGCCGCAGAAACAGCUGCCACCUAUUUGCAUAGCUGAGCAGGAGGACAUACUGUCUUUGUGGGUUUUGCUUCUGGUCUGUUUCCUGACUGGGUUGAUAAAGGGAGUCCCAGCUCGUUCCCUGUUAGCCAAACCAGCAUCCCACUCACACACCGGACACUCCAGGUGCUAGUCCACUGGUGCUGGUGUUCAGGGGAGUUGAGGGGGGUGGCGGGGAGAGAAGCGCGGGUUCUUGGUUCCAAUGAGGGACUUAGCCAGCAGAAGCCUCCAGGGGCCGGCAGGGCCAGGUGAAACUGGGAGAAAUGAAGCCCUCUGGGUCCUGUGUGUGUGGUGGGGUUUAAUGCAUUAGCAAAUUUAAACUUAAAAACUAACUCUAGGCCGGGCACGGUGGCUCACACCUGUAAUCCCAGCACUUUGGGAGGCCAAGGCAGGUGGAUUGCCUGAGCUCAGGAGUUCGAGACCAGCCUGGACAACAUGGUGAAACUCUUGUCUUUAUUUUUUUAAAAAACAAAAACUAACUUUCGAUGUGAUCAUACCAGGAAAGUUUUGCGUGGUCACCAUGCCAAGAAAAUGACUUUGGUUGCCCAGCAGAUCCACAGUGACUCUUUCUCAAGGGCUACUGUGGAUUCUAGAUUGAGGAAAGGGGCCACUUAGGACUCAGUGCUGGUAUCCUCCACAGUCCUUUCUCCCAGACUCUGGCCCUCCCUUUGGGACCCAGGAAAUCCCCUCUAGGGUGACGCUGCUGGCUAGGAAGACUGAGGUCUGCUGUGCCAAGGGGCCUCAAGUUAGAAGGGCCAUGCCGUCAGUGGAUGACUUUGAGCGCUGAUCCUAGGGACCUGCCAGGUCCUCACUUCCUGCCCUGGGUGCACACAUGAAUGGGGCAGCCAGCAGGAAGCAGGAGAGGCUGGAACCAGGAGCCUGCCCUACCUGCAUGGCAGGACAACUCUGAGACCCUUCUGCCAUAUUCUCUGCUACCUACCAGAGAAAAUAGGCUGCCUUCUAGAAAGAUUUGUUUCUAAAAGUGUAGACCCUGGGGAAGUAUAAUGCCACCACACUCACCAGGCGAGGUUUCCCAUAUGACCUCCCUGCCCCGACCUCGUAGGUUGCUCCUUUCCCCAUCUGUAAGGUAGAGAUGUCUGCCCCAGAGCCACCAGCUGGGGAUGGCAUCCAGGCCAUGUCUCCUGCAGGAUCCAAGUGCUGUUGUCCCCAGGGUGACCCUGCCUCCUGCUGGGGCCCAUCCGCUUUGCUGUGCUGUACAGGCUGUUUUCAUCUGCAUGGUUUGGGGUCUUUGUCCUUGUGCCUUUUCUUCCCCAUCGCCACUGUACAGGAUUUUCCACAUUGCCCACUGCCUCCUUUUCAACAUCGUCUCAUCUCCCUGGCCUUUCCCGAGCCCUGUAAAUGUGUACUUUUUCAACGUGCCUCCCCCAGGUGAGGCCAGCUCUCCCGGGCACAUUCAUCCACAAGGAUCAGGCCCCACUUACCCUUGGCUCGCUCAGCCUAUAGACUUGGUAACUUUGUAUAGAAUCUUUCAUGAUUGUCUUAAGCAUGGGGGGCUAGGACCCACUUAGUCCCUCCUCCAGCCUGCAGCUAGUUUAGGAGCCUUGCAUUCCAGAAAAGGGCAACUUUGUGUAAAGCAGCUUCUCCCACAAAGCUUUCCCUGCAUUGUUAGCGAUGUCGGGCAAACCAUCACUCUUUAACCUGGGGCAUUGGCCCCAGCAGGGAUAUCAUGGGACUGCAGCCGCUCCGUGCACCGUCUCUGCCCCCAGAGGAAGCCCUGUCCAUGGUUCCUGGUGCACGGCCACAGGCCUGCCUUGAGGCCACCACAUCUGGUGUCUAGAACAGCUGCGGGCCCCACUUGGGCAGAAGGAAGAGGCGCUAGCUGCUGCCCCUGCCUGCUGUGAACACCUGCCCAGCCCUUCCUUGUCUGCUGAGGUGCUCAGACCAGAGUGCCAUUAAAUACCAACUGAUGUCACAGAGCGGACGGUGCAUUGCCAAGGACUCACAGCUGUGGGCUCCCUUCCAGCUCCUCCCACUUUCUUAGCUGGGUCUUCUGAGGCCUACGUGGAAUGAACUACACAUGUGGCCUCAUGCCCAAGGGUUUGUUAGAUGGCUUCUGACUCUGUGGGAUUCAACUUGACUUUUUUGCCCCAGGAGGCUCUGUCUGGAAACAGGCUUAGCUUUAGUGCUGGGGUGGGACCAGCCCUGUGGGCCCCAGGGAGGGGACAGUGGGGGUGAGGCCCUGAGGCUGUCCAGGGUCCGAGCUCUUUGCCUCCAACCUGCUUCUGCCCCAAAAGGAACAGGCUGUUGGUGGCAGGAUCCUCCCGGGGAGCUGUACUGUACAGACCAAGGUGUAAAUAAACAGUUUGCUCUUCUC
Molecule: messenger RNA, 8574 nt
Organism: Gorilla gorilla gorilla (western lowland gorilla)
Lineage: Eukaryota; Metazoa; Chordata; Mammalia; Primates; Hominidae
Gene: RAB11FIP4
Product: RAB11 family interacting protein 4
Exons: 15
Coding region: 179-2092 (637 amino acids)
Biological process (GO): endocytic recycling; regulation of cytokinesis
Cellular component (GO): endocytic vesicle; recycling endosome membrane; midbody
Molecular function (GO): calcium ion binding
Source: RefSeq, a predicted model, not a curated record